AUGACUCAGCAACCUGCGAAUAUUCUCGAACUUAUGAAGCAACUUCUUGCUUCUAUGGACAUCAAUGACUAUGAUCCAGCUGUUCCACAUAUGCUUGUUGAGUUAUUCUACCGCCAUGUUGGAGAUGUUUUGAAGCAAGCUCGUAUUUCAUCACAGAAGAGAGGAAAGGGCUCAGAAAUUGAUGAAGAUGAUUUAAAGCGUGGCAUUUCAAUGACCCUUUCUCAGUCUUUAUAUCAACAGCCAUCUUUAGCAACAUUACAAAGCAAUGCGGCCAAAAUCAAUUCACAGAAAAUGCCUCCUAUUCCAGAUGUUCCAGAGGUAGUUCUUCCUCCAGAAGGUGUUUCUCUUCUCAACGAAAAUUACCAAGUUGGUGUUCCAAAAUAA
Trichomonas vaginalis G3 is the source of this 384-nucleotide messenger RNA. Its product is annotated as RNA polymerase II transcriptional preinitiation complex assembly. Gene Ontology annotation, molecular function: protein heterodimerization activity; RNA polymerase II general transcription initiation factor activity; transcription coactivator activity. NCBI's taxonomy places the organism in Eukaryota, Parabasalia, Trichomonadida, Trichomonadidae. Gene Ontology annotation, cellular component: transcription factor TFIID complex; SAGA complex. Gene Ontology annotation, biological process: DNA-templated transcription initiation; RNA polymerase II preinitiation complex assembly. The record is from RefSeq and is a predicted model, not a curated record. Bases 1 to 384 code for a protein of 127 amino acids. The transcript has a single exon.